Messenger RNA from Homarus americanus (American lobster), 4792 nucleotides. RefSeq names its product dnaJ homolog dnj-5-like. The coding region runs from base 116 to 3244 and encodes 1042 amino acids. The transcript has 9 exons. NCBI's taxonomy places the organism in Eukaryota, Metazoa, Arthropoda, Malacostraca, Decapoda, Nephropidae. Gene Ontology annotation, molecular function: dopamine receptor binding. The record is from RefSeq and is a predicted model, not a curated record.
UCUGUAGCCAAGUGUUGUUGAGGUACGUCAGUAGAGCUGUGAGAUCCAGCACCUGCAAUUUCCUGAUUACUAUGUGUUCUUCUCUCUGUCCUCUCCAGCUUUACCUUGAGUUGGCAUGAUGCCAGGCAGUGAGGAACGGUGGCGGGAUGGGUCGGGUACAACUGCUGGAGCCCUUGGUCACUUGUUGGAACGUAUGACUAAUGACUUCACACCUCAACAUGAUUCCCAGCAUUACCAGCCAGGAUUUGUACCAUCAGCUACUCCUCCAUGGACAACAUCUAGCCAGACACCACUCACAAGUUUGGGGUCUCCAAUGCCUCCUCUGCAAACCUCACACACUAGCCUUGGGUCACAAAUUCCCCCACUGCAAUCAAAUCACACAAGUCUUGGGUCACAAGUUCCCUCAAUGCAAUCUGCACACAGCAACAUGGGGCCCCAGAUGAGUCCCUUACAGCCUCCCACAACUAGUGCUCCAGGGGGGCUACCUCCAGGACCACAGCUAACUGGGUCAGCUUCAAGGAGUUAUUCAGUAAGUCAGGAUUUAUUUUCUGAACUUGAUGGAGGACGCAGUCCACUCUUAAGAUCGUCCUCAGAUUUGGGCCUUCGUCUGAGUCAUUAUCAUGCUCAAGGAAGUCCAUACAAUGAUGGUAGACUGGAUGGAUUCAUGGAUUCAAGCAUGGACUCUCUUGAUGGUAUGCUGGUGGGAAGUCCUGACUCUGCUUUUUUCUUGGAAGUGCAAAGGGGACCAGCUGUGUCAUCGGGAACCCCUCCACUUCAGGGAGAUCCACAGGGUCUUACAUCUUCUGCAGUUCCUCACCCAGAAUUCAGUUUCUAUUCCCAUGAAAAUGACAGAAGAAUGGAAGGUGAAAGUGUCAGCAAUUUUUCUGCAAAGUUUUCCAAUUUUACUGCUUCCUUGGGAAGCUGGUUUAGUCCUCUCGAUCCUUUUCGAAGCAACCUCACAGCUGCACAGGCUAAAACUCCAUGUGUGACUCAGCCAUCAUCAGUUGGUACAGGUCUAGAAAGCUCACGAACAAGUGAGACUUUGGUGUCAUCCCAGUGUAAUGCAAAUGUCAGAAAUGUGCAGAUAGCUUCCUCUCUACCUACAAAGGCAAAUAAACCUUCAUAUUCAGAUGUCCUGAGUAAGAAUCCAGUACAGGAGGGUAAACUGAAUACUGGUGGACCAGCUGUUAACAGUCGGAGUAGUAGUAGCAACAGCAACAGUAGCAGCAGUAACGUAACGAGUCAUCCUCCACAGUCACCCUCUCCAGGCCCUACAACAUCCCGUCCGGAACAGAAGACUCGCAGUCAACCUGGUAGUAAUGGAAAGACUAAACCCCGCAACUCUUGCAGUAUCAGCAGCAAUGCUAGUAAUUGUAGCAACAGUGGCAGUAUUGGUCACAGCAGCAAACUAACUAGUAAAGGAGACAAUCACAUCUCCUCGUCUCGUGUUGGUUUGGAUGAGUUUGACUUGAAUGUAGGAAGCUUGAGCAAUGGAAGUAUUAGUGCAUAUGAGCAUUAUGACUGGGGUGAAGGUACAUCCAUCAUUCUUGGGAAUGGACCAUCAAUUUUCAAGACAUCAGCUAAUAGCCCAACACACCAACCCAAGAAAUUAUCUGUCAGAGGUGAUGUAAAAAAGAACAACUCUGAGAAGAUCAGCAACAGCCUCCACUGUGAGGGAGAGGAAAUGAAAGGCAGUGAUCAGCUGAACAACAAAGUGACAUCAACACAGCAGAAGCAACCACCUAGAAAGACUUCUUACAUCAACAACAUCCUGAAUGCAACCAGUUCACCCACAGUACCUACUGCAUCAGCGACAUCUUCUGGGUGUUCCUCUGCGAAUCCCCAGGCAACAGCCAACCACACUUCAACCAUUCCCAUCACGAAUAAUGCCACUGCUUCCAGUACCCUCAACUUCACUGUCACCAACAAUAAUAAUGACAGCGAACGUGGUGAUGGGAACAAGAUCAAGAGUACACAGAUGCCCAAGGAAGAUAAAAAGACCCAUGAUAUAGUUGGCAACACCAGCAGUGGAGGUCGACCGGGUGGACGAAACAAGACAACAGCAAAUGGUAGGGGUGAUCGAACUGAUCGAAACAGAGAAAAUCAGUCCAAGCGGCCUGUCAGAAAGCGGAAGGAAACCCCGUUUAUUAACCACUCGGAACUUGUAGCACAGGGCUGGGCAGUAGCAGUACAUUGGGUGGGCUUGGUGGUUCAAGCAGUGGUGUGGCUGGGAACUUUGGCUGCUGACGUGGUAGUCAUGAGUUCUCGCCUGUUUCUCCAUCUCAUGACAGUGAUAUGGGCCAGAUUCCUGGAAUACUGGCAUACUGUCAAGAUCAGUGUGCGACAUUACUGGGCCAGAUUAACCUCCACUUUCUGGAAGAAUGACAAGGAAGAGAAAAAGAUACCUGGUCGAGAAAAGAAAAUACCGAGGGGACUGGAGUGCAACAUAUCAUUGCCCACUACGGGCGAUGAAGCUAUGAAACGUCUCUUGGCAUGUAAAGGAAAAGAUCCAUACAGCAUUUUAGGUGUCACUCAGGAGUGUACGGACGAAGACAUCAAGAAGUAUUAUAAACGGCAAGCUUUUCUCGUACACCCAGACAAAAAUAAGCAACCUGGAGCGGAAGAAGCCUUUAAGAUUUUAGCUCAUGCUUUCGAAAUAAUAGGGGAGCCUGAGCGAAGGCGUGAAUAUGAUGCUCGCCUGGCAGAAGAGGUGCAGUUAGAAGGUGCUUGGGGGGAAUUGGCAUCUCUUUUAACAAGACUUCAAGAGAAAUUGGAUGAAGCGGCCAACACCAUACGUUGUACUAAUUGCAACAAGAGGCACCGUCGUGUCAAACUUCCUCGGCCAAUAUAUGCUGCAAGACAUUGUGCUGAGUGCCAGAUACACCAUGCAGCUAGAGAGGGUGACAUCUGGGCAGAAAGUACUUUUUUAGGUCUUCGGUGGAAGUACUAUGCCUGUAUGGAAGGUGCUGUGUAUGACAUUAGUGAUUGGGCCGCAUGUCAGAGUGAAAAUCUGAAGCAUCUGCAGGCUAACACCCACAGUGUUCAGUAUCGCAUUGUUUCUGGGAAAAAGAGCCCGCCAUCUAAAAACAACACCCCAGAAUUUCCAAGUGAUCCAGAUCUAGAGGAAUUCUUUAACAAUUUGUGUAAGGAAAAGUUUGGAAAGAAUUAUGCUUCAGGGAGUAGUCAGCCUGGUGGCCAACAAAUGUCUGAUAUGCGCAAGAGGAAGAACAAGAAGAAGAAAUGAUUAUGGGGCUAUGGGGGUGGGGGGGUUGAGGGGGGGUGCUGGGUUAGAGAACAUUAUCAUACAUUCAGUUUUAAGAAAAAAAUGUUGUUAAUGGAAAGCUUUUUUGGAGUUUAUUUUUUAUCUUAAAAGUACUGCUAAAAAGUAAUUAAGUCACUCUUGAGGAGCCUUGCAUGAUGUUGUUAGUGCAGCUGUGACUGGGUGUUGGUAGGUGGGAAAAUGUUACUAGCCUAUUUAAAAAAAAAAAAAAAAAUUCUGGCCUUAGUAGAGCAGCUAAAUUCAAUCUAGAAAUUGAGUUAACCAAACAGUAAAAUGAUUUUUAUUGAGAAAAACCAAACAAACUAUUCAUGAAAUGAAAUGUAUCAGUGGGUUAUUGAGUAGUGCUCAAUUGUAUACCGUGAAAGGUGGUAGAAUGUCAAGCCAUCGGCAAACUAUAUUUUUGCUGAAGAAAAACCAAUAGGUGUAUAGGCUUUAAAAGUCUGCUGAUUAUGUGAUUUAAGAACUAUUCAUAAAAAAUUCCAAAUUGCUUGCUUUAACAAUGUAUCUGGACUGCCCCUCUUAUAAGGUUUGGCAAUUACUGCUCUGCUAAGUCUAGUUGCAGCAUUACACUCACUACACAGUACUAUUUUGCAGGCAAUCUUAAUGUUGUUAUUCCCUCAAAAAUUCAUCACAUUUCAAAAAAAAUAAAAAUAAAUAUUUUUUUUUUUUCAAGCCAGAUUGCUUAGAAGUUCCAUUGAUAUUUUUUAUUUAACACUUCUCGUUUUAAAUCACUGGAAAGUUGCCUUUUUAAAAUUUUCUUCCUUAUAAGAAAUAAUGUGAAUACAGUAUGGAACAUAAUAAAGAUAUACAAAUUCCUAACUGUAUGUGCUGAGUGUAUAUUAUAUAUACAAGUUAUUUUAUGUUGGGUAUUUGUAGCUGUGAUUAUCAGUAUUGAAGAUAUUGUGCAGUUUCAAGGUGAAGUUCAUAAAAGGAAGUUUUUGCAAUUUUUUUAUUAAUAGGACCAUUGACCCAGGUAAGGAAGUAAGAACUUGGAUAUUUAAACAAAUCCAGUGAUAGUAAAAAUAAAGAUUAUAUAGUGGAAAAUUUUUACAAAUUUAAUGCUACAAUUCACUGGUAAAAUAUAAUCAAAUAAGUAUAUUCUAGAUAUAUUAUUUGUGUAUUAUUUUCAAAGAUUAUUUACUCAAAAUGUGAAACCAUCAUAUCCAUUUUAGUAAAAACCAGUUAUUAUUGUAAGUAUUUUGUGCAUCAACUUCCUCGGUUGAAAUAUAACUGUUUGAACCCAAAGGCUUCAAACUACAGUUACAAAUGCAUCGUAAGAUGGGGAGGCCUUUAGCUAUGUGAUUUAAAUGCAUAUUUUUUCCUAAUGGCUGAGUACCAUUUCAUUUUAAUUGACCAUGCACAGUUUACUUUCUUCAGUUUUUUUCUCAAUGUUAGAACUACAGUAUGUAGUGACAUUCUUGGCUCACUUGUGAAGGGUACACAUUGCAGCAUAGAACUCUCUAUUAUAUUCUGCUGAAUCUUAUUUUCUGUUAAUAUAGAAACUGUAACAAA